Messenger RNA from Nomia melanderi (Alkali bee), 3985 nucleotides. RefSeq lists its product as uncharacterized. The record is from RefSeq and is a predicted model, not a curated record. Lineage: Eukaryota; Metazoa; Arthropoda; Insecta; Hymenoptera; Halictidae.
GCGAUAUAGCGCCUGUGGUCAAUUUAAUCGCGCAGACUCCGGAAAAAUAAUAAACAAAAGGAGCGAUGGAUCUUUUCCACCGAAGCUGUCCGAUAAUGUAUCGUGUCGUGUCCCUGGUUGUUUGAGUGUUUUUUACUUGUGAAACAGGUCCGAGGGGUGAGUUUACGUAAUAGAGGAUUAUAUACCGUUCGGUUGCAAAAUGACUGAAGGUGGUACUACUCGAAUGAAGCGCAAUGGCGCUCGUCAGUUCAAAAAUCCUCCCCAACCACAUAUGUGUAUACAAGAUUUUAUACAGGGUACUACAGUCCCAUGUUAUGUAAAUGUUCUAUCUUGGGAAAAGAUUGCAAUGCCUUUAAAGCCUUCCCAGCCUGUACCACUUUAUGGAGGAAUGAGAGUACGACCACCUCGUACAAAAGCAGAAGCUGUUGUGUUUGCAGUAAUGGCUAAUCCGGAAGUUCUUCGAAUUAAUGGAAAAAAUGCUCAGGAUCCAAAGAAGCGUUCCAGUUUAAUUGAGCUUUUACUAGACUUUGUGGAAACAGUGAAUACAGGAGUGAUUUUCACGCGACAGUACACAAUACUAAAGGAUCGAGAUAUUACCGGUGAACUGAAAGAAGUUUGGAAUGUAGUACAAGCCAGGCGAGACCUGGAACAGCCUCCUCCUCAGCAAGAGACUUGGAUUGAUGCACAGCCAAUAGUUCCCCAGUAUCCUCAAUAUCAAGAUCAUCAGCAACAAGAGUGCACAUCACAACCUCCCCAGUAUCAUACAAGUGUAGCAUAUGGUAGGGCAAUGAAUAACGAUGGUAUGCAUUACGAAGGCUAUGGUCUUCAGUCUCAAACUCCAGUAAUUCCACAAAACGAUCAAAUGUACCAAUCUGGACAAAUAGUGCCACAACAAUAUCACGGGAAUGUUCCGCGAAUUGCACAAGAUCGUUACAAUUAUAGAGAACGUGGUAGAGAGAACAUAGUACAGAACAUCCCGCAACAAAACUGCCCUGCGUAUCCAGGUCCGCAGUAUCAGUUUCAGCAGUUACCCAGACAGAUGGUACCUCAAUACGUAAACUCAAAUAUGCAUCCCAACACAAAUCUUAAUUACGGUCCGAGCACGAACGCGAAUAUGAAUCCAACAAUGAACCAGAAUUUAGGAACACCGUAUCAAUCGUACAUUACUUAUCAGCAACGAAUGGAUAACACAAUGCACAUUGACUUCAAUAACAGGAUGCAACCGCAGCAGCAACAGCAAAUCCAUUUGAAUCGCGCUCAAUUAAUCCCUCAGUACGAGCCACCAUCAUCGUUUAAUCGUCAGACCACCUCGUCGCUUAACGUUUUGAGAUUAGGUAGACCGCAUAUGGGUGUUGCCCAGAAGAACAACGCUAGUAAGAGACAAGUGAAUUCUCCGACUCAUUCCAAACAGUCUUCGUGUACAAAUUGUCAAAAUAAAGAUGCUUCCGACAACAGCACAAAACCGAAGAGUCCCGUGAAGGUGUUACAAAGGGAAUUGCCAUUAAACGAUAGACAAGACAACAUGAAUAAUCACGCCGAUAACAAUAAAGUAUCCUCGGAAAAGAGUUCGACCGAAGAGACGAAGAAUGUUCAAGUAACGGAUUUGGACGAAGACGUGAAGAAGAAUAACGAUUCCGAUAACGAAGGGUUCGAGCCAUCUCGAAAAUCGAAUGACAGUCGUGUCGUGGAACAGGUUUCUACGACCACAGGACGAGAUACACCGAAUUGUACCGAAGACGUGGCUCCUUCGGAGGAAAAGGUGCCAGAGACGAAGACCGCAGACGUUCCAAACGGUCAAAACUCAUCCGAGCAGAAGCACUCGAAAUCAAAGACCAUUGUGAUGAAAGGCAACAAGCACAAAGAAAAUACAGAGAGCAAUAGAACGAUUCGGAUUAGGUUUGUCUCCGACCAAAAGAAUGACAGCCCGAAACGUUCUCAGACAACGGUUAAUAGCAUCAUCAAGAGUGUCUUCAAAAUUCACCCAGGCAUGUCCAACGAGGAAACUUCGGGUAAACGAAAAACGAAUGGACAAGCGAAGAGCAACGCUAAAUCUAACGGUGAAAACGAAGACGCGCAGCAGGGAUACACGAUAUUAAAAAAAUCAGAGACAGCUACUCAGGAACAGGUAGUAAAUGAAUUAGCUCAGAUAUCUAUUCAAGACUGCAAGGACGCAACCGAGAUUAGUCCUGUGCUCUCGUGAUAGAAUGAAUCCCGUGUAAAUAGAUAGAACGUCAACCCACAUGAAAAAAAAAGUCAGGAUAAAGCAGACGCUAAGAGGGGAACUAGAAAUCACAACACAUGUAAGGAACAGUCGUACCAAAACGAUAGAACAUGCUUUUGCUAAUCCGCAGUUUCUUUCUCCGACGAAUCCAUUCGUCUUCCUUUGUAUAAUUUUACGAAGACGGAUCAUAGUGAGUCACUCGAAUCGAAUUGAAGCUCAGUCAAACUGAAACGCUAACAGAACCAACGGUUAUCUUCUUCCCCCGGAUGUUCACGAACGAACCGAUUCUAAAGAAGUUUUUAACGAACGACCUUAAUUCAGUCGCAUUUUAAAGCAGUGAUCACCGUCAACGUCAGUGACCAGAGGUCCCAAGUGACACACACAUGUUCGCUCGUCGAAGUCCAUCAACCGAUUUUUACUUCCAAGUAACGCAUGUCGAUUAACCUCUGAGUGAAAAAGAACCGAUAUUAAGUACAUAGUAACGAUACAAGCGAUUUCGAGAGCAAGAUUACAGGACAGCAUCAACGUUCCUACGCUGGACGAACUGAACGUGAACUGCUACAGUUCGGAUUUGAUUAGACACGUGUCCUGAAUGGCGUAGUUUCGAUUUCAUCGUUUAAUGAGGGAAAGAGAAAAAAGAAAAAUCAGUUUAGCGUGUCUCAAAUCCGAAUGACAUAUGUAAGUUGAUGCAACGUACUAAGUCGUUCCCAUAGAUUAACAUAAGAAGACGGUUUCAAAAUGGCGUAACGGUCGGUCAAUCGCGUACUUACUUUCCUACAAAGCAAUUAAAGGAAUUUACCUCCGGGAAUUCUAUCUAUCGGUGACACAAAUUGUCACACACGGAUUAUAGGGCGUAAACAUUCGGUCUAGCAUUUGAAACUUUCUAUUCGAGGUUUUGCCCACGAGUAACAUCCUUUUUGCUUCCCUUGUUUUUCAUACUCGUGUUAAGAUGUCACCUGUGGACCCAAACCACGAAUGCGUGUUUUCAAGCUGACGGAAAGGAAAACGUAUUUCGACCAUUCCGUGCACCCGCUGAUUCUGUCAUCACAUUCUAAAUAGAGCUACCAUCUUGAUCCAAAGCAUAAUACCUGGCUAGACAACAUGUCCUGGAUACUAAUUGAAUAUUUCAGUGUAAACGUGAUAACAGAAAACAACUUCUGAUACAUUCGAAGUACUCUUUGGAGAACAUUGAAACUUACUGUACUGCCGGAUAACAAUGCAUUUCCGGUGAACAAAGUGGAAGUAGUUCCAAACAUCACCGUUCUUAUUCGAAGAGGGCGCCACUAUGUCGUAGAUUCACAAUGUCGGUAGUUCAAGACCUGAGAUGGACUCGUAAACAAACUGCAUUUUAUUUUCUUCUUUUUAUCUGCGAAGUUUACACACUAUUCACCUUUUCGAAGUUAAGAUAUCGAUAACCUCCUCAACGAGAAGGAAAAGUGUACACUUGACUAACAAAAGAAAAAAAAAAGAUGUUUCUAGAGGUCUCAUUGACGAUAUUAAGGGAAACUUGUUCUAGCCGGGUAUCUUUGGAGUGGACAGCUCCGAGCUCUAACGUAUGCCAUAGUUUAUUAGUUGCGAACAAGAACACAGGGCUGCCAAACCUCCGCGGACGUCGCGGUGGUACGUUCACACACGAACAAUUUGUCGAAUUGACCAGCUUUCCUCUCGUCGAGUCACGCGCGCUGUAUCCGCCGCAACUUUUUCCGAGCUUUACCUAAGAGGCUUUCGAUGGUACAUAAACAAACAAACAAACAAAUAAAAAAA